Messenger RNA from Lepisosteus oculatus (spotted gar), 6957 nucleotides. RefSeq names its product mohawk homeobox a (gene mkxa). Gene Ontology annotation, molecular function: DNA-binding transcription factor activity, RNA polymerase II-specific; RNA polymerase II cis-regulatory region sequence-specific DNA binding. Gene Ontology annotation, cellular component: nucleus. NCBI's taxonomy places the organism in Eukaryota, Metazoa, Chordata, Actinopteri, Semionotiformes, Lepisosteidae. Gene Ontology annotation, biological process: muscle organ development; regulation of transcription by RNA polymerase II; cell development. The record is from RefSeq and is a predicted model, not a curated record.
UUCAUCUGGCCUAUUCCACCGGAUUCACGGGCCCAUUACGAUACUUCGUCCGAGGCCGAUUUCGUCUAGUGAACAACCCUCUACUAACUCAGUACAGGAGUCUUUUACGAGUUCACCUUAAACUUCAAAUUAAAUACCCCAUAAUCCAUAUCCCAGAUACAGACUCUACUUUAGUCACCAUCCCUCGGUACAUACAUUAAGUGUGUGUUGACAGCAAACAAGUAAUAACUUUCCAAAUUAAUGAAUACAGACCUAUAACCAAGGAUUUACAGGAGGAACUUUUCGUCAUUAUUAACACUACACUUGUACAGCUCUUUCUGUUGCCAGUGGUAGAAAGCGUGGGAUGAGCAGCAGGAUACCUCAGUCUGAACCACAUACUGUAGAGUUUUACCUCGGCAAGGCAGUAAUGUGUCCUUUGAUUGGCCUCUUGACGGAUGAAUGAUUCAGGAAUGGCAAACAACAACAAAACCGUACAGUAGCAGACAGGCGUGUGCUGUACUUCCUCACUUAGCAGUUCAAGUUGAAGCCUGGGUGAAUGAGCUGCGCUUUGACAAGCACACGCGUCGUCCCCUCACCGGGACGGUGGCACACGGGCAAAUCCAAACACCACGGCCUUACAGAGCUGGCGUAAAAACUUACGCGGCGCUUCACGUACCGGUCCUUACCAGCUUCGAGUUCUUCCAGCUCGCCCGUGGUAUUCCCAAUGCCGUUGCAGUUUUGUAUUUGACACAAUAGUAUCGGGGUCUGGUGAAGUACGCGAACGGACUUUAUUACUUUGUAAUCGUGCAGGCUGGUCUCGGAACUACGCGCACUUCAGCUCUCGGGCUACCGCUCCUUUUCUGUUUUUAAUGUGUAUUUACAAUUUCUCCGUCUGCUAAUUUACGUAUAGAGAUACAGUUUUCACUUCAUAGCAAUAUUCAAUAUGCAGUCAUAGAUAACACUGUAUCGUUAUAAUACAGUGUUCAGUUCGCUGCGCGUGUCAAAAACCAAUAUUAACAGUGACAUACCAAAAACACAACCAUAGCAAACUACGCACAGGUGUGCAGUAGUGUUUAUGGGCUCUACGCUUCUGGCAGGAAGGCUGUGGGUUCAAAUCCCGUGUUUGUGCUGCUGUCAUACCCUGGAGCAAGGUUUUGCGCAGGCUACUUAGGUGCCCAGCUGUACGAAAGGUGCGAAUUUAUGUCGCUUUGGAAAAAGGAGUCAGCCUAAUAAAAUGAGAAAACAUUAAUAACUUGCAACGCAUAAUGACGUGUAAAGCAUCUUACGCAACGCGUGAAUGGGUUUGACAUCACAAAAAUUACAAAAUGUCCUUUAAAACGCUAACAGGAGUGUGUCCAACUUCGUCGUUGUCGUUUUAUGUUUAUCAACAAAUCUGUCUUUGAUGUGCUGAAAAAUGCACUCAAAAGGUUGAGAGCUUUGGGUUGUUGUUUUUUUCAGAACGUGACAACCCUUGUGCUGAAAUUGUUAAAUCAUUGUGAAAAGGCUUUUUUGUAACAAUUACUGUGUCAAGGGCAUAAAUCAUAAAGUGAUAGAACAUCGAGUCGAGUUCAUCUAAACAUCUGUUCCUAUUUCGAGCAAAUAUAACUCUGAUAGCCCGUAUACCGUUACAAUUGCCAGUUCUCUGCAGAAAAUGUGUGAAUAUUGUUUUUUAGUUACAGCUAAAGUAAAAGUGAAGCAGUAUAGACUAUAGUGAAAACAGUACGAUCAUUCCAGUUUUUGUUUCCAUUUAUCAUUUGAAUGCAUAUCCCCCACUUCACAGUCUCUACCAGCCUUCGCCCUGCGUUUGUUGACUUUUUCAUCUCCUAGCCGAAAUAUCAAUCCUUCAAGCCUGAGACUAAUACUGAAAACGAGUUCCGACUGUCAGGCUACCACACGCAGUGAACAUUUUAUUAUGAUUAGUUUCGUUUGCUUAGCAAUCGCCCUUCUCCGCAAUUACGCGAUGUUACAGUACAGUAUUGUGUGAUUCUGCCGUCGAGACACAUAUGACGGAUUUUCAGACAGUAUGUUUGGUGCUCGAGGUUUAUUCUGCGGAUGAGGCAAGCCUUUGAAAGCGGUUUCAGUCGCAGUUUGUACAGUACAGUAGGUGUCUUAACAGACACGGACUGCUCCAGUGCUGGUUAUUUCACUGGUGAAGAAUGGGUAUUAGCCGACUUUAGCGCCAAUUAUGACUAAUUCUGCACAGAAAAGGAGCUAUACUCAACCCACAGACAUAAACUGCGAUGCCUUUUCAGUCGAGAUACUUCGUAAGGUUGUUACUUGUUCACUUUACUCAUAAAGCUUCUCCUCGUUCUCCUUAUUCGGUCCACUUAACGACGUUGCACCCCUUUUAGCGAACUGAAGCAAAUCUGAUUUUAUUUCCCCGUCUCUUUGCCCUCCGUAUCGCGAAGCUGCGCGAUAAUGCGCCAAGGAGGAUCUCCAUCACAGUAAACAAAAGCUGCGCUUGUCUGCUGUUGACCGGCUGCUGGAAUCCGUCCAGACUGAGACUCACAGGGAACACUGUAGAGAUGUAACCCAGUAGCCUCCCUCUCCUUGAGCCGCGGAACAGGCAUAGAGCAUUAACUUUAUGUUCGCAGGCUGCGGCGCUUAGCUAAGAAACAUGAGAAGGGUGCGGAAUUCAUAUUCCCGGGCGCGCUCGCCCAGGCUUGGUGAAUAAAGCACAGAGGCGGCCGCGGUUCUUGUGGUUUGAGCUCAGGAACUUAGCACGGAGAACAUGUGAGCGUGGAAUGGGACACAGGGAACUGGAUUAUCCGCUACAGAGAGACGCAGGAGGGGCGCUUUACAGGACGAGUAACUGGAGACACUGCAGUUUCUUCGCAUAGUUGCGCAUCGAUCACCAGGAGACCAAAAUAAAGGGAAUACAGCACCAAAGAUGAACACGAUCGUGUUUAAUAAACUAAGCAAUCAGGUCCUUUUUGAAGAAAAGGCCAAAGAAGUUGAAAGGAGCAGUAGAAACUAUUUAGAAGUUAUUGAUGGACAACAUCCAGAUAUAAUCUCAAACCAUUCUAUCAAAGACAGCUCCGGAAUCAGGCACCGGAGAUCCGGGUCCCGUCAAAACGGAGGAAAAGUGAGACAUAAACGACAGGCUCUGCAGGAUAUGGCUCGUCCUCUCAAACAGUGGCUUUACAAACACCGAGAUAAUCCUUACCCGACAAAAACAGAGAAAAUUCUCCUGGCACUUGGCUCACAGAUGACUUUAGUGCAGGUAUCCAACUGGUUUGCUAAUGCCAGGCGGAGACUGAAGAAUACUGUAAGACAACCUGACCUGAGCUGGGCUUUACGUAUCAAAUUAUAUAACAAAUACGUCCAGGGGAAUGCGGAGAGACUGAGUGUUAGCAGUGACGAUACAUGCUCGGAAGAUGGAGAAAACGCAUCCCGGAACCCAACGAGCACGGCAGAGUUCAGCAAGCCCAUGUACCAGAGUGUUAUUAAAAAGGAAGCCACCGUCGUCGGCUCGGGACUGAGAGCCGACACAUCUCUCAGCGAGGAUUAUGUGUCUCCGCCCAAAUACAAAAGCAGUUUAUUGCAUCGGUACCUCAAUGACUCACUGCGCCACGUCAUGGUUUCCAAUGUCAUCAUGGACUCCCGCAAAAGAAACCAUUCAGGGUCUUUUAGUUCCAAUGAAUAUGAUGAAGAACUGCUUUCACCUUCGUCUUCAGAAACCGAAGCCAAUUUUGUUUAUCGUGCUGAGACUGUGGAACAUGGAUCAAGCAAAUGUGACAAUGCACCAAAGGAAAAAGGACGAGGAAAAGAUGAGACUUACUGGAAAGAGAUCAAUGCAGCCAUGGCCUUGACAAACCUUGCACAGGGAAAGGACAGUGUAUCAGGGACAACCAGCUGUAUCAUUCAGAAAUCCUCCCACAUAUCUGAAAUAAAGACAGUUAAAGUGCCUAUGGCGCAGAAGUAUUAACAUAUUAACAAGCUAUGCAACAUUAUAUUGAAGGUUUCGGCAUUGUUGACUUUUAAGUCUGUCAAACUGAUCAUGUUUAUUUUAUUAUGUAUGUUUAAAAUCAGCAAAAGACAAUGGUUUCUACACAAGUCUUAAAACUUUUUAUGCGCCUGCAGAAAUCAAGUGUUGAUACAUUUUACUAUUGUUAAAGACAGUAUUCUUGAACGAGACACUUUUAUAAUGUUAACUUAUUUGAUAAAUCUGACUUUUUUUUACUCCUAAAUUUUUGUACUUUGCCAAAGUGCCUUUUGAAGCUGGAACAAAAUGUCCACAAUGGAUGUAUGCACUCACAUGAGAAUUAAAUAUCUUACAGAUUUUUUUUUUUAAAAGGUAAAAAAAAUAUAUAGCCAUUAUUUAAGAGAUUUUAAAGAUGCUUCUAGAAUUCUACUUAUAGGUUUCAUGAAUUUCAUUUUGUGCGUAUCUGUUUGGGCACGGUUGACCUUCCAUGACUCUCACAGCUUUCAUUUACCAUAAGAAAAACUCAGCUGUGUAAAAUCUGCUUCUCCUAGUGACAUUGAAGAUGUUUAGUCUGCCACAUCAUUAUGGCUGUAAAUGCAACACUGUUGUGUCUCUGAAAAAAAUACCUACAUAAUGCAAACAAUAACUGUGAAUAAACCCAUACAGUACAUCAGCUCGGCUAACUCAAGGCAUAAAUAUUCCGAAGCAGAAUCACGGUGGCAGUUUACUGUGUGUGAUUGACAACUGAGUUUAUUUCUGCCUGUAACGUGUUCAUUACGGGGAAUGUUCUCUAGGUAAAGAAGCUCACCAAGCACUCUCAUAGGGUCUUGAGCAAAAUGAUGUAUGAAGGUUUAAGGCUUCUUCCUAAUUGAAACACAAAUGUCAGCAGGAUUCCAUAACUUUAAGGGACUUCUUUAUUAAUAUAGUAGUUGCCUUAGUUUAUGUUUUUUUUUCCUUGACCCAUGUACAGUACUUGCAUACAGGAAACAAGUGAGUCGUGAAAUGAACAAACUCUUUCACUUUGUCAGCAGUUUGAAAAGAAAUGAAAAUUGCUGUUCGUAAAAACCUGGAGACACACAUAUAUAUAUAUACAGCAUAUGGUAUGUGAUUUUGCGUGCAGUGUGUGGGAUCUGUGCUCCAAAAACCAGACUUCUUAUUUCUUAUUUCUAAAGUUUAUGGGUUUGAUUCUAGUAAGUUUGUUCCUAUUUGUAUAAAUUGUACAUGACAGUGCUAAACGUGAAAUUUUACAGCUUUUAAUGGGUCCAUUAUAGGUUUCACAGUUUUAAUUAAUCGCUUUCUGAAGUUUGCUCUGGUGUAGACUAAACAUUAGUUAAGGAUAGUAAAAUCUGUUAAAAGGUGCAAUAGAAUCAGGUGUAGAGAGUGAUGAGAAAAAAGCACAGGAACCAAAUUUGAUACAAAUGGGUGAUAUAAACAUGUCUAAGCAAGGGGAAGUAGCAAAUUAUCAUAUUACACCUUCGUUGGGGGAGUAGUGUUGAGAAUCAACCUGUUAGAGCCUGGUUUGAGGAAACCGAUCAUCUAUACUGUAUAUAUAUAUAUGUGUCAGUGCUUCAAACAAGUUCCAGUAUUAUCUCUACGUCAGCAAGCAGCAGUCUCAGUGCUUGCUUUUCUGUCUUGGUUCUCUUAUGUAUAAAGUGUUAAUUAGUGUCAUUAUCACGUUAACUGUUUUUUAUGAAAUGAGAAUCUGUUUUUGAACGUAAUAAUGUAUAUAUGUUAUAUCUGUAGUUGUAAUGAAUGCCAAGUAUACUAAUUCAAUUAAGAAAAAUUAUGACUGUAUGAACAAAUGUAAUUAGCAGUUUGACUGACAGAGUAGGCAUAUUUAGAAAAAGGUACUUUUUGAUGUGUUACAAAAAUUUACACCAUUGUUGUACUGAGAACCUAUAAAAGAAACAGUAGAUUUAUAGUGGAUCACAUACAUACCGUUUGCUAAUGUAGAUAUGUCUUCUGCUGACACCAUCUUUGGCACUAACAUUCUGAUACAGUUAACAGAGGUCUCUAAAUGAUGACUCUUGCAUGAAACAAUUGAAUAUAUAAAGUACAAAUACAUAGAGAUUUUACGAAUCAGUAACUAUGACAUGUAGUUAUAGUUGAUCUUGAAAUUGGAUUUGCUUCCACUAAGAUUCUCACUGUAGGGGAGGGCUGUGUAGUACCUCUACUGUUCACCAGAAGGUUUUUACAUUAGCCUUGACGAUUAUGUCAAAUAUAACAAUAAGAAGUGGCAGCUGACUACUCAGAAGUUAUAACAUAAAUUCUGAUUCUGCUUUUACAAAUAUGUAACGAUCAACAGGAAAAAAAAAGGCAUUUGUACUGUUUUGUACUGUAUUCUACACAAAUUCUGUUGCUCGACUAGCUGUUACUUUGUUCAUACUUUUUAUGUAAGUUAUUAAGGAGUGUGAAACUGAGGAAAAUGAUUUGUUUUUAUUUUUGUUAAGUUAUGCAAGUUUAAAAAUUGCUGGAGGCUGGAUUUUUGUCCUAUGACCAAACGCAUACUUUCACAUUGUAAUGUUUGAAGUGCUAUAAAUGAAGACUUUAAAAGAACUACAAUAACUUCUCCAGAACAAUGAAUAUGAAUAAACCAUAUCAAAUAUAACAAACCCUGACAUGCAUCUGACUUUUUUAUAUCUAAGGCUUGCGAUUUAUUUUGUGUAACCUACAGUACCUGCCAAACGAUUCUUUUUAAGACCAGUUACAAGACAACUUUAAAGAGAAUUUAUAAUGUAUUUUAAUCUAAUUUAUAAUAAGAAUUGUCUUAACAGAUAGAAGUGAUAAUAACCGCUUUUAUUUGACAUUUAAAUGUUCUAUAUGACAAACCACAGCCUGAUUACCUUCUAAGUGGCUUCUUGAAUCAAAAUGUAACAUCUUUUUUUCUGCUGCUUGUCCUCAAAGAGGUUGAAAGCUCAGGAAUGCCAUUCUGGUAGACAGGUUUUGGGGAAAAUGUUUUUUUUUAGUCUUUAAGUAAAUCAUAUAUUUUUAAGAGCUACUGUGUAAUGACUAUUGGAGAGUGAAUAAAGCACAUUGUCAGGGCUAUUUUCCUG